This is a messenger RNA of Paramormyrops kingsleyae, 1637 nucleotides long. RefSeq names its product LIM domain-binding protein 1. NCBI's taxonomy places the organism in Eukaryota, Metazoa, Chordata, Actinopteri, Osteoglossiformes, Mormyridae. The record is from RefSeq and is a predicted model, not a curated record.
AGAGAAGGGCGGCUGGCGGCGCUGCCGGGCUCCCGGGCCUCACUCUCUGAGAGGAGUCCGAGAGGCUUAGCGCCGUUUUCCAGAGCGGAGGGGGACCGGUGGGGGGGACGCAUCGACGGAGAAAGAGGAGGGCCCACAGCUAUUGUUCAUGUCUGUCCACGAACAAAGGGCUCUUCGGGGAGCGUACCCUUGUCUACUACAGGCUUUCGGCACCGGACAAGGCCGCGUAUGAAAGAAAAAUAUUACGGAGCGCUAAACGCCCGCUUUCUUUUUAAGCGCCAAUGCUACUUUAAUCUUUUACAAUUAUUAUUUUUUAUUUAAAGAAGGGGAUUUAAGGCACUCCUGCCGCCGUACUGAGCGCACACGCCGGGCAGCAGCGAUUUGCGGGAUCCGUAAGCGCCGGUUCUGUCAGCACUUCUUCCCCAGGCUGUUCCUCUAAGUCUUUCAAGCUGUACUCCCCAAAGGAGCCCCCGAACGGUAGUGCCUUCCCCCCCUUCCACCCAGGCACCAUGCUGGACAGAGACGUGGGUCCAACACCAAUGUAUCCUCCUACGUACCUGGAGCCUGGAAUAGGGAGACACACGCCGUACGGGAACCAGACCGACUACAGGAUAUUCGAGCUCAACAAACGGCUACAGAACUGGACAGAGGAGUGUGAUAACCUAUGGUGGGAUGCCUUUACCACUGAGUUCUUUGAGGAUGAUGCCAUGUUGACCAUCACCUUUUGUUUGGAGGAUGGCCCUAAGAGAUACACGAUCGGCCGGACCCUGAUUCCGCGGUACUUCCGCAGCAUCUUCGAAGGUGGUGCCACCGAGCUCUAUUACGUCCUGAAGCACCCCAAAGAGUCCUUCCACAACAACUUUGUGUCCCUGGACUGUGACCAAUGCACCAUGGUCACGCAGAACGGCAAGCCCAUGUUCACGCAGGUGUGCGUGGAGGGACGACUGUAUCUGGAGUUCAUGUUCGACGACAUGAUGAGGAUCAAGACGUGGCAUUUCAGCAUCCGCCAGCACCGUGAGCUCAUCCCGCGCAGCAUUCUGGCCAUGCAUGCCCAAGAUCCACAGAUGCUGGACCAGCUGUCAAAGAACAUGACGAGGUGUGGCCUCUCCAACUCCACACUGAACUACCUCCGACUGUGUGUGAUCCUGGAGCCCAUGCAGGAGCUUAUGUCCAGGCACAAGACCUACAGCCUCAGCCCCCGGGACUGCCUGAAGACCUGCCUCUUCCAGAAGUGGCAGCGGAUGGUGGCCCCCCCAGCGGAGCCAGCAAGGCAGCCGCCUAAUAAGCGGCGGAAAAGGAAGAUGUCGGGCGGAAGCACCAUGAGCACGGGGGGUGGCAGCAACAGCAACAGCAACAGCAAGAAGAAGAGCCCCGCUGGCAGCUUUGCGCUCUCCAGCCAGGUACCUGACGUGAUGGUGGUGGGAGAGCCCACCUUGAUGGGGGGGGAGUUUGGCGACGAGGACGAGCGGCUGAUCACCCGGCUGGAGAACACGCAGUUCGACGCCGCCAACGGCAUCGACGACGAGGACAGUUUCAACAACUCCCCAGCGCUGGGCUCCAACAGCCCCUGGAACAACAAGGCGCCCUCUAGCCAGGAGAGCAAGAACGACAACCCCACGUCUCAGGCUUCUCAGUGA